This is a messenger RNA of Eurypyga helias (sunbittern), 468 nucleotides long. RefSeq names its product fibroblast growth factor 1 (acidic) (gene FGF1). Gene Ontology annotation, molecular function: fibroblast growth factor receptor binding; growth factor activity. NCBI's taxonomy places the organism in Eukaryota, Metazoa, Chordata, Aves, Eurypygiformes, Eurypygidae. The transcript has 3 exons. The coding region runs from base 1 to 468 and encodes 155 amino acids. The record is from RefSeq and is a predicted model, not a curated record. Gene Ontology annotation, biological process: animal organ morphogenesis; fibroblast growth factor receptor signaling pathway; positive regulation of gene expression. Gene Ontology annotation, cellular component: cytoplasm.
AUGGCCGAAGGGGAAAUCACUACCUUCACUGCCCUGACCGAAAAGUUCAACCUGCCGCCAGGCAACUACAAGAAACCCAAACUCCUGUACUGCAGCAACGGAGGCCACUUCCUACGGAUCCUCCCAGAUGGCAAAGUGGAUGGGACCAGGGACCGAAGCGACCAGCACAUUCAACUCCAGCUGAGCGCGGAAAGCGUGGGAGAGGUGUAUAUAAAGAGCACCAAGUCCGGGCAGUACCUGGCGAUGGACACCAACGGGCUGCUCUAUGGCUCACAGUUACUGGGCGAGGAGUGCCUGUUCCUUGAAAGGAUCGAAGAAAACCAUUACAACACCUACGUCUCCAAAAAGCACGCGGAUAAGAACUGGUUUGUUGGUCUGAAGAAGAAUGGGAGCAGCAAGCUGGGGCCGCGGACUCACUAUGGCCAGAAGGCGAUCCUCUUCCUUCCGCUGCCCGUCUCAGCUGACUAA